Messenger RNA from Spirodela intermedia, 494 nucleotides. Lineage: Eukaryota; Viridiplantae; Streptophyta; Magnoliopsida; Alismatales; Araceae. The record is from the annotation of a GenBank genome assembly.
AUGGCUUUAGCAUUGGUCGCUGUUCCUUGCGGAGAUCGGCUCCGGCCACGGUGGCGGGGAAGCCAGCGGCGGAAGGGGAUGGCUGGUUGCCUGGUGCGACGGCUCGGGACCUGGCGGGCGUCGUCGGGUGAAGAGGUGGAAGAUCGCCGCAGCACCAAGCAACCAGCUAUCCCCUUCCGCCGCUGGCUUCGCCGCCUGCGGCAGUGGCGGAGCUUUCGCGAGGGCGUUAGGCCAGCUUGUUCUAGCCGAUUGGCGGUGUUGGUGCGUGCGCCAGGCGAAGGCUCUCCUGCCGGAUCAGGACGGAUGCUGGCAUGGAGCUCGCACUGGUCCCGCCAGGCAAUGGGGUAGGGCCUAUUGUCGGAGCGAGCACAAUGGACUCUGACCGGACAGGCGCAGAUCCCGGCCAGGCCACGGGCCGUGGUUCAGUGGUGCUGUGGUCCAGACCCGGACCAGACCAUAUCUCCGAGUUUCAGAUCCUGGCUCAUGGGCUCUGA